Messenger RNA from Octopus sinensis (East Asian common octopus), 2979 nucleotides. Its product is annotated as alpha-protein kinase 1-like. Lineage: Eukaryota; Metazoa; Mollusca; Cephalopoda; Octopoda; Octopodidae. The record is from RefSeq and is a predicted model, not a curated record. The transcript is spliced from 3 exons. The coding region runs from base 325 to 2835 and encodes 836 amino acids.
ACAUAUAUAUGUAAAAAGAAAAAAAAAGGACGAAUUCGGCCGAGGAACCAUGUCACAGGAUUUGCAUUAUUUGGUCACCAAACAAGAAGGCAGAAAGCAACAUCGACACAGAGACAUGUUUGACCAAAUUCUUUCCUAGAUAUAUCUACAGCGACCAUUCCUUCGUUUCCUCCAGAACACAAUCUACCUGAAGAAAUUUUGGAAGAAAUAAAGCAGGAACAAAUCAAAACCAGCCACCGCCGAGAGGCAUUCCUGACAUCACAGCCAGAGCUCAAGCUUCACGAUCUCCGCAACUGUUUGCCGUGUUUCUUUAAGACUUGAUCAAUGAUGAGCAAUUGGGCCAGUGACCGCAACCAACUAGUUCAACAACAGCAACAACAACAACAGCAACAGCAGCAACAACAGCAGCAAGCCAUGGCUGCCAACUACCAAUCCAACUACAAUCCGGCUAUUUCUCACUCUGGUAUGAAUAUAUCCAUGACGCCAAUGACGGCAACUAUCAAACGAGAGCCAAUGCCAUAUAGCAGCAGCUGCAGUGGAAGUUCUGCAGGUGCUGCAUUUGGCAGCGUGCAGCAGAUUCCUUCACGGUCUUCUGGUGCUUCUCUCGGCAACCAAGCUUUGUCCAGUGUUGGCGGUGAGACAAUGUACUAUAGCCAUGGUGUCCCAUUUGCGGGCAAUCCACAAGGAAGCAACGUAGCCCGGAUUUACCAAAAUGCAGGUCCUGCUCCCCAUCCGUCACAGAAUGUCGCUAAUAUCCGCUACCAGAACCAGUCCCCUUCAAACCAAGUCGUGCGCCUUUAUCAAAGCUCGUCAUCUCCGAAUAAUUCAGCAGCCAGAUACCAACGUUCGUCACCAAACAAUGGCAACAUUGGUGUCCGAUUCCAGUCGACAGCGCCCCCGUCUCAACAAGGGGCUGGUGGUGUCAGUCUAAGAUACCAGCCCCCACAAGGUAGCAUGGCUAAUGUCCACUACCAGACACCAGUAUCAAACCCGAACCAAACGAUACGUUAUGUGAACCAGUCAUCUGAGAUUGCAAUGGUUAACCAGCUGCAGCAGCAGCAACAACAACAGCAGCAGCAAGGCACCAAGCAGUUCUUACCAAGUGCUCAAGAUCUACGCAGCCCUGCACUCUCAGCACUUUUGGCCGGCAAAGCUAACCAAGUGGCUAGCCAGAACAGCAGCUAUGCGCACCAACAGAGUCAGCACUACAACAGCAACAGACAGAAUCCUAAUGCUCUCACGCUGCGUACAUUACAACCGAAACCCAGUCCUCCAGCAUACCCGAACACCCCAAGACCGUACCCCGUUGGGAGCCAGCCGAGUCUUCAGUACAGUAACCCACAACCUUUGCUUAACCAGCAAGAGAAGGACAGCAAUUACUUGAACCAACAACCCUUAAUGCCAACGCUAAAUCAGCUGCUGCAGGCAAACCAAUUCUCCCAGCUGAAUGCUAACAAGGCAGUGGUUAAUCGACAAAAUCAGUUUACCCAACAUUCAGCCAGUCCCUACCGUAUCCACCCCUCAAUUACCCAGGCUCCCAAUGUCACUGUCCAGAUGUACAACCAGGCACAGAGUACAUUCGGCAUGGGUGCGAAUCAGCCAAAGGCCCCACCGAGUUCCUCCAUGCCGCCUCCCCCUCCAUCCUCAUCCAUUAACAAACUGGCCAAUUAUCCGGACACUGCCCCUGCUCCUGCCCCGGCUUCAUCGUCCUCCUCCUUUUCAUUGUGGCAUAAACCAUCACAGUGGAACACAAGCUCAGACAAUUACACUAGCUCCAGCCAACAACAGCAGUUGCAGCAGCAGCAGCAACAGCAACAACAACAACAACAGCAACAGUCUCAACAGCAGCAACAACAACAACAACAGCAGCAGCAGCAGCAGCAGCAACAGCCACAACAGCAGCAGCACCAACAGCAGCAGCAACAACAACAGCAGCAGCAGCAACCCCAACCUCCUCCACCUCCUCAGUUACAUCAGUUGUUACAACAACAACAACAGCAAAGUAAACCUCCUGCUGCCCACCCCAUGGAGAAGGCUAUUGUACCCACCACAAUUAUGUCAAACACAUUUCACAACACAUUUGCCACCAACAGCAACGCUGGGAGCACCAACGUAUCCCUCCAGCAAACCCCACAGACAUCCUCCUCCUCCUCCUACAUGUCCAACCCCAGCCACCUUUCAUCGGCACCUUUGCCCUCAUCGGCCACCUCUUCCUCUGACAAAGAUGGGCCGCUGUCCGACAAGAUGAACAUUGACGAAGACCUCCAGCUGCCAGCGAUCGACGACCUCUCAAACAUCGUUCGCCAAAUCAUCGACGACUGCUGGGCAGAUAAUGACUUUGAUCAUCGCACAUUCGACUCACCCGAGUUAAUCCUGGGUAUCAACUCAGAGUCGCGGAGCUCGUCCCAGUCCCAAUCGCAACCUUACAACACCGACAAGGAUGGACGCGCCACGAGCAAGUGCAUACCGAAUCCGCGUAGCAAAGACGCAAGCAUCAUCAGACACAUUCCGAGCGACAUGCAAGUCAUGAAAGACUUAGAAACAGCGCCCGACAACAGUGCUGCCGCCAACAAAGGCAGCAAGGGGAUGCCGCCAAUGAACUCACGCCUCAAGAAUGGCAACAACGAUUCUCAAAGAGCCUCAACUACCAAUUCUUCAAGUGAACCCGAAGAGGAAAUGCUGGACAUUACUGAUGCUGAGCUUCAGUCUCUCUUUGAGAACAAAGACAAACUGCCAGUUCUUCAUGUUGGUAUGUGUGGUUCUGAACUUGUAAUAGAAAUGGUUGGAACCAACCCACAAGAUCUAAUGAAACAAUUUGGUGAAGUUUCUGGAUAGAAAACCACAGACAUAAUAUCUUGUGACAUUUUUCAUUGUACAAUUGUUUUUGUUUUUUAGUUUUCUUUUUUUUUCUUUUCUUCCUUGUUUUUGUCAUUUUAAUCUUCUCAUCAUUUCUCUCAUUCUCUUUCCAAUUAUUAUUAU